This is a messenger RNA of Drosophila sechellia, 1747 nucleotides long. Its product is annotated as EF-hand domain-containing family member B. NCBI's taxonomy places the organism in Eukaryota, Metazoa, Arthropoda, Insecta, Diptera, Drosophilidae. The record is from RefSeq and is a predicted model, not a curated record. The transcript is spliced from 3 exons. The coding region runs from base 60 to 1649 and encodes 529 amino acids.
UUCACAAAACACAUAAAAGUAUCCUAUAUUCACUGGACUUUUUUUUAAAAACAGUACAGAUGGCAAACGUUGGUCGUUACAUAGAAAGAAAUCCUGGAGUACGGGCUGCAGGAUUGGAAUCCACCGUGCAAUUUAAUGGCGCCAAGGACUGUCUGUUCGUCGUGAGUUUGGAGGAGGAGGCGGAGGAUCGUAUAAGGGCCCUGUGCCGUAGAAGCCGACCCAAGCCAGCCAAACGAACUCCCAAGCUGCCCACCCAUCAAAUUGGAGACAUUCUCAAUAAUGAGAACCAGGGACUUUUUGCGGAGCUUCAGAAUAAAUUUCGCGAGAAUAUGUUCCAUAAAAAGCCCGGUUUGGGCGAGGCAAGAGAAACUAAAUCAAAACCAAGCUAUGUGACCAAUUUGAGUCACACCUUUGGUCAAAUCACGCAAUCAGAUUGCAAGGAUUCCCUGUACUCUAUCAUUCUGCCACCAAAACCUGCCGAGCAGGUCAAUCGAGAGUAUGGCGAAUUCCACGAUAAACACAUUAUCAGCCAUAAUCACUAUUUUCCCGCUGAACAGAUUAAUCGCAGAUACUCAAAGCCCUUCAAUCGAUUUAACACUUUCGGUAUCCCACCGACUCUCGAUCCGUCCGGUAUCAAGAUGAAACACUGCUUGGAGGAGGGUGAGGAGCACCUGAAAAUAGUCAAAAAACCCCAAAAGGAUAUAGACGAUCGCACUAAAGGACCUUUAGGCAAAAAGUAUUCCUGGUAUCCCUACCAGAUACCCGAGAAUAUGACCUUUGGUCUCACGCUGCCUCGGGAAACCGAUGUCCGAUCUCUGCUAGAAUACACCUCACCCUCAAUAAAGUCCGAGAAAUUGGCCAUUGCCGUGAGUCACCUAAAUAUGUUGCGCAAAUUGCUCCAGGAGCGGGACGAUUUCAAUAUGAACCAGGUGAUCUCGGCUCUUGGAAAAAAGGAUCCGGAGGGUCAUCGUCAACUGCCACUGGACGAGGUCAUUAGGGUGCUGCACAAGCUAAGUAUUCCGGCAGAUGCGGAGAAGAUCCGCAACGCAGCGUCCCACUUUCAGUUGUUUGUGGACGAGGGAUGCUGCUCGGAAAAGGUGAAAUACGAGGAACUAUGCGAUCUCCUUUCGAUCCUGAAGUCCCUGCCCUUGAUUGGAUCCAUUACACCCAUGCCAAAGGUGACGUACAACCACUAUACCGCCUAUCGCCAGUUGUGUGCUGAUUUGAUGAAAAAACCACCAGAGGCUCAGCACUUCAAAACUGCGAAAAAGGCGCCCAUUCGACAGGACAUGAAUGCAGCACCUUUCAAAGGCAUUAAUAGUCCGCAAAAGGUGCCUAUUCAACAGGAUAUGGAUGAAACACCGUCCAGGGACUACAAAACUUCGCAUAAGACGCCCAUUCAACAGGACAUGGAUGACACACGUGUCGGCGACGUAAUUAAUCCAGAAUUUCCUACCUUAUGUGGCAUAUGGCCAAGUGAUUUCAAAGCAUUGCGUAGCAAGGACGAAAUAGAACGAAUAUUCAAGGACAUCGUGUCGAAGGAAGGCUUUCAAACAAUCUGGCUGAGUCUAAUGGAUGAGCUGAAGGAUCAAAACGAAAUGGCAUCCGUUGCACAAUUUCGUGCUCAGAUUAAGAAGAACAUUCAAUGAGGAUUCAAUUUAGGUUUAUAUUCUUGGAAGCGAUUUGUACAAAUAAGUAUGAUUUUUCACAGUCAAUAAUAUAAUAAAUGCAAAAUAUUUACUUGUAU